CUUCGAAUAUUGUGUAUACAACGAAAGGUUUUCGUUUUGUCGUGAACCUGAGCAUUAGUGGUCUCGUUUCCAGUUAAUGUAGUUACGCGUGAUACCUGGUCGCGACUGUUUCAAUUAAACAUUCAGUGUUUAAAUGUUACACUAAAUUGGAAGUGCUGAUACGGUAAUUUGUUUUUUAUUUUAUAGGUUCCCAAUACGAAAGCACGCUGACUUCGACAAACUCAACCACAGCUAUGUCAGUAACAAAUGGCCCGAAAAUGAUGCAAGGGGAAAUGAACCUUGUUAUUUGAGAAAGAGAGUCCAAUCCGGAGGGCAGGACGGAAAACGACACUAUGCUAAAGGAGAGAGAGAGUUCAGAAGGGUCGCCUGCUACCCCAGACGAGUGUGCGGGAUGCGGAGGCAGGAUACAAGACAGAUAUUACCUGUUAGCGGUGGACCGUCAAUGGCACGGCUCCUGCCUCCGCUGUUGCGAAUGCCGUCUGCCUUUGGAUAGUGAGCUGACCUGCUUUUCGAGAGACGGAAAUAUAUAUUGUAAGGAAGACUAUUAUAGACUUUUUUGCGUGAAGCGGUGUGCGCGGUGUGGUAACGGUAUCACCGCCAACGAACUCGUGAUGAGGGCGCGAGACAUGGUGUUCCACCUUACCUGCUUCACGUGCAUCGCCUGUGGUACGUUGCUUUCAAAGGGUGAUGUCUUCGGUAUGAGAAACGGCCUGAUAUACUGCAGGCCGCAUUACGAUAGCGCCUGUAUGGACGAAUACUGUGAAGAGGACAUGACAAAUGUUUACAGGUGUCAAGAUUUGCACAUUGAGGGCGAUUCACCAAAUCAAUAUUAUACCGGUGGGCCGAGUCAAAAGGGUCGACCAAGAAAGAGAAAACUACCUCAGGGUUCACCAGAGGACAUGCAAAUCCAGACGAUGAGGAUGGCUAGCACGGCUCUAGAGAUACUUCAUCGCGGUGAUCUUUCCUCGUCAAUGGAAUCACUCGCUUACGAUUCCUCAGUGGCGUCGCCAGGCAGCGUUUCGAGCCACACUCAACGCACUAAACGCAUGCGUACCAGCUUCAAACACCAUCAGCUACGGACAAUGAAGUCUUAUUUUGCAAUAAAUCAAAACCCGGAUGCCAAGGAUCUCAAGCAACUCGCCCAUAAAACUGGCCUAUCUAAGAGGGUGUUACAAGUUUGGUUUCAAAACGCUCGUGCGAAAUGGCGCCGUAAUAUGAUGAGGCAAGAAUCAAAUCAACAUGGACCGAUGACGCCGAAUGGUAAUUCUGCACAUACCUCGAACGGGAGCCUGGUCGGUGGUGCCGGGCCUCCGCCGAAUGUUCCACCAGGUGCCCUGAUAAUGUCUGAAGCAUUACAACCGAUGGAGGAUAUCAGGGUUCACACUCCACAUCCUAUGAGCUUCAGCGACAUGUAUUGACGGUCAAGUUAAAAAGCAGCUUGUGGUCCAGGUGUGUUUCUUUCGUUCAGCAUCGUUAUCUUAAAAUGAGGCUUGUAUUGGUUUUAAUAAUAUGUUUGUACGAUUUAAAAAUAUAUAAAAUUGAGGUACUUAUCCGCGAUGUAGCUAUAGAAAGUAUUUUUUCUACUAUAAUAUAAUUCUUUGUACUUCGACUGCCUAACAUUACGAAACUAAAAUGUUAUUUAUUUUAUCUGGUUUUAAUAAUUUUUUU
Messenger RNA from Vanessa tameamea, 1668 nucleotides. RefSeq names its product LIM/homeobox protein Lhx2-like (gene ap). Bases 333 to 1418 code for a protein of 361 amino acids. The transcript is spliced from 7 exons. Lineage: Eukaryota; Metazoa; Arthropoda; Insecta; Lepidoptera; Nymphalidae. The record is from RefSeq and is a predicted model, not a curated record. Gene Ontology annotation, molecular function: DNA-binding transcription factor activity, RNA polymerase II-specific; RNA polymerase II transcription regulatory region sequence-specific DNA binding. Gene Ontology annotation, biological process: neuron differentiation; regulation of transcription by RNA polymerase II. Gene Ontology annotation, cellular component: nucleus.